Messenger RNA from Aspergillus luchuensis, 1125 nucleotides. RefSeq lists its product as uncharacterized. The record is from RefSeq and is a predicted model, not a curated record. Lineage: Eukaryota; Fungi; Ascomycota; Eurotiomycetes; Eurotiales; Aspergillaceae. The transcript has a single exon. Bases 1 to 1125 code for a protein of 374 amino acids.
AUGAAAUCCGCUCUCCUCGCCUACGGCCUUCUGGCCUCAAGCGUCUCAGCACACAUUCAAAUGUCCAACCCCUACCCGAUCCGCAGCCCGCUCGACCCAAAUGGUGAUGAAUCCAAGAAAGACUACUCAUACACGAACCCCCUCGACCCCAGCGGCAGUGACUUCCCCUGCAAAGGCUAUGCCAAUGACCCCUUCCGGUCCGUCGCGACCUACAGCCCCGGCGGCACCUACGAGAUGGACCUCCAAGGCAGCGCGACCCACGACGGCGGGUCAUGCCAAAUCUCGCUGUCGUACGACACAGGAAAAUCCUUCCAGGUGAUUCACUCCAUGCUGGGCGGUUGUCCGCUCACGGAAUCGUACAAGUUCACGAUCCCGUCAGAUGCACCGACAGGCGAUGCGCUGCUCACUUGGACGUGGUUCAAUAAGGUCGGGAACCGGGAGAUGUAUAUGAACUGUGCGCAGGUCACUAUUGGGGACGGUGGUAGUAAGAAGAGGGACGUGGAGGAGAUCCGGAAGCGAGAUGCAUUUAGUUCGCUGCCGCCGAUCUUCAUCGCGAAUGUUAAUGGGCCCGGCCAGUGCACGACUAUCGAGAACUAUGAUGUGAACUUCCCCCGGCCAGGACCUUCGGUUGAGGGCAGUAUCAAUGGCACCAACACCGGGUUUACUUGCACUGGUGAUGCGCCCUUCCUGGAUGCCGGUAACAGUGGCUCAAGUGGUAGCUCCGGCUCUAGCUCUAGCUCUGUCAAAGAUGCCCCUGUGUCUACCCCCAAGCCGACCGCGUCCAGGCCGACUGUGUCUACCUCCCACGUUGCUGCUCAGGUUGUUGGCAGUACACCCGCAGCAUCCUCGUCCGCUAAGGUGGUUGCCUCGUCGUUUGGAACCGAGGCUGCGCGCGUUGCGACAGUCCCGACGGCGGUUGCCCACUCUGAGAACGAUGCUAGUGUUGCUGGUGCCGAUGAUGAUGAGAGUGCCCGGUACGUCCCUGGCAAGCCUUGCGUCGAUGGGGCUAUCAUCUGCGGCCCUGAGGGUACUAGCUGGUCGAUGUGCAGCAAUGGACGUCCCAUCCAUAUGGGAUCUGUUGCGGCGGGAAUGUACUGCUCUCAUGGAGCGAUGCAUCGGUUGUAA